AGCGUUGCCGGCUCAGUCGCUGUGCGGGAGUGGUCACCGAGGGAUGUGUGGUAUCGUAACCGAGUGUGAUUGAGGAAAAAGACCCGGCGUAGUUUCUCCGCGUAAUACGCUCUCGCUCUUUACCUCCGGAUCAAAAGAAACACUAGCAAUACCGAGAGUCUAGUCAGUUUUCGGACCCCCUCCUGUUGCCGCGCGAUCCCACGGAAUACGCCGAGACCGUGUAUUUAUUUAAGUAUUUAUUGUACAAAAGACUUUAACUAUAGCCAACACAAUGUCCGUGGACAAGGAGGAAUUGGUACAGCGUGCGAAGCUCGCCGAACAGGCGGAAAGGUACGACGAUAUGGCAGCUGCGAUGAAAGCGGUCACCGAAACGGGAGUCGAGUUGUCGAACGAAGAGAGGAAUUUGCUGUCAGUAGCGUACAAGAAUGUCGUCGGCGCGAGACGUAGCUCGUGGCGAGUAAUAUCCUCGAUCGAGCAAAAGACCGAAGGAUCCGAGCGCAAACAGCAGAUGGCUAAGGAAUACCGGGAAAAGGUUGAGAAGGAACUACGAGAGAUCUGUUACGACGUAUUGGAACUCCUCGAUAAGUACCUGAUCCCUAAGGCCAGCAAUGCCGAGAGCAAAGUAUUCUACCUCAAGAUGAAGGGUGACUACUACAGGUAUCUCGCAGAAGUCGCCACCGGAGAAACCAGACACGCCGUGGUAGACGACAGCCAGAAGGCAUACCAAGAUGCCUUUGAAAUCAGCAAGUCAAAGAUGCAGCCUACUCAUCCGAUCAGGCUAGGUCUUGCCCUCAACUUCUCCGUUUUCUAUUACGAGAUCCUCAACUCACCAGACAAGGCCUGUCAGCUGGCAAAACAGGCGUUCGAUGAUGCGAUCGCGGAGUUGGACACACUUAAUGAAGACAGCUAUAAAGAUUCCACGCUCAUAAUGCAACUCCUGCGCGACAACCUCACCCUUUGGACCAGUGACACGCAGGGUGAGCCGGACGAACAACAGGAGGGCGGCGACAACUAACCUUCCUAAGCUUAAGUCCUUUCUAAACCUAAUAAGAACAUCCUAUUCUCUAUCGUCCCCCCGUCCCUCGAAGUGCUCACCAAUCCAUCCACCUGAGAUCGAUUUAUCCAUUUACCUGUCCUCUUUCGUCCCCGCGCCCCUCGCGUACCACCUUGUUUCCUCUUCUUCCUCCCAUCUUUCCUUCCUUCCGCCCCCCCCCCCAACCCCGACGCUAAUCCUGUCUCUCAUUUUCCCUUCCUCUUCAUUUCCCGUGUCCCUUUCAUCGAUCGACCUCCCUUUCUCUCUUACUGGUCUACCUACCUACCUGUCCAUCUUCCUAUUUCCCUUCCUACCAUUCUUCCUGUCACCAGUCGUAAGACCAUCGCCCCGAGAAUCCCUUCUCCCUUGAUUUUCCUCCCCUCGAAUACCUCGAGUACAUCUUUGUCCUAAACGCGACCGCACAUUGCUGCCGACGCCACCGCCACAGCUGUUACGCCCGGUUCGAAACUUCAAACACGGAGAAUCCCCGCGUUCUCGACCGUGUUCUCUCCUCAAUCGCCAAUCGAGGAAGAAUGGCGAAGUGAGAGAGAAAGAGAGAGAGAGUGUGUGUGUGUGUUUGUGUGUGUGCAUGUGUGUAUACGUACCGAGUGCGUGAGAGAGAUGGAGGGAGAGCGUGAAAGAAGGAUGGAAAAUCUUAAAAGAGAGAGAGAAUGAGAGAAAGUACGAACGAAUGCGUUCCAAAGCCCACAUCGUCCUAGACGGUGCGUCGCCUGUGUUUGCGUACGAUUCUCGAUGAAAGAAAACGGUCGAGCCGCGCGAGAAUCGUCCAAAUUUCGAGCACGAAAUUUCUCCGGCAAAAGAAAAGAAAACCAGUAUAUCGACUCGUGUUUGUACGGAAGAAUAGGAAGGAGCAAAUUGUGGAUGAACAGAGGAAUGGACAGGAAGAGUAUUAUUGUUUCGCAAACUUUGUCUCGUCGUACGACUAUGUUCGGAUACGGUGAAAUUGAUUCUCGAGUAACUAGAGGCGACCGAAUCAACUUAUAUGGAGAGAGACUGUAACGUGAAAACGAAGAGAAGAACAUUAAAUCGAAGGAAUAAAUGUAGCGUUUGAUGCCACCGUUUUGCGUCGGUACGAGACACGGGAUGCGAAGAAUAUAACCCGCGGAAAAACACCACUGUCACUCCCAGAUCUGCUCACUGUUUACCAUCUGAAACGCGAGCGCUGUCCGGCGACCACGAGUCCCUCCGCGCCAACCUGCUUCCUCUUCCAACCGUUGAAAAUCGUUCGAAACCGUUCCCCUUUCGCGUGGCACAGCACAUAUUGUUACUUAUAUCUGUACUCUUGUGUACUCUAUUGCCGUCGGGAGAGUCACGCGACGACAAAGAGACGGCCUUCGACGAGACAAAAGAUUGAUAAGAAAGUUUCCCGUAGGAUAAUAAUGGCACGUAGCGUACUAUCGGCUCGACUCGGCUCGCUGUCGAGGACGCGUGUUGUCGUCUCUUUCGGAGUCCCGUGGUUUCCUCGAGAACAAGAAAACUAGAACGCGAACGGGAGCACAGGAGGGCCUCGUUGUCAGUGAAGCGAGCAUAAUCGCUCGGACAGUGUUCACUUAAAAUAUUUCGCUAAACAAAGGAAAAUACAGACGUUGAAGAAGAAACGAAGACAAAGGGAAAAAAAGCACGCAUGAAACUAACUACAUUAUAUCCAGUUGUCAUUAAAUUAAAUUUCACAUUGUCUAGCAAGUACGAUAUUAUUAUACGAAGGGAAGAACGUAGGAGGAGAAAGGAGAGUAAAAAUACAUUAAGUUAUUAAGUUCCAAAAAAAGAAACAAGAACAUCGGUGGUGAAUUACUUUUUUUACAUACGAUACUUUUUUUUUCUCAUUUCUUUGGGUAUGUGUGUACUGCACGCUCUUCCGUCUUAUUCGAACCGAUCGAACGUGUAACUUUUUACCGCGCGAUUUUUCGUUUCCGUUUUGCUUCUGUCGAAACACAGUUCUUUGUCGGAAACCGUCGACGCGAUCGGUAUUCCUCUAAUAUGGAUACGUGUGUAAUCGUUGUGUUAAGGUUGCGUCGUGGAUUAUCGCGAUCGCGCAAUCACGGCUACUACACCGAGGUGAGUGAACCGUCGUGAUUUCUCUGAAUGCUUUUCUGUCCUCCUCACGUUACGGCCGUCCGUUUCCAAUGCACGAAUAUCGAAGAGGAAAGGGAACACCGCUUUUGCGUUCUUUCGAGCAACCGAUCUCUUACACGACGAUCUCUGACAAACUCUUCCUUACCCGUACAUCUCGUGUCUCCGUUGCUUGAUUCUUUUGAUUUACUCUGGCAUUCUUCGGGGCACCAGACGUCUCUGUCUCUCUUUCUCUCACGCACAUUCUGCCUCUCUUUCUAUCGUUUCUCUGCUUAUCCUUUCCCCGUAUGUGUUAACGAGACGCGCACACAUCCGCGCAAUGUACAGGUAUCGCAAUCAAUCGCAGAUUAGCAGAUCCUAUCGUAAUCAAAAGCAAGGAAAAUGAGUAUUUUUUUUUCUUCCUCGGAUUCACUUUACGGUAUACGUACAAAGUAUACGAGUGCGUGCGUGCGUGCGUGCAUGUGUGCGCGUUCAUUCCAUGGCCAUGAUCGAUCUCGUGGAAAUUGUCGAUAGCUCGAAUAUUCGUUGUUUUCCAUAAUUUUCCAUCGAUUGUACGAUCACACCUAGCGGUACGUGUGUCGCGUUGAACGACGUUCCUGAAUUUGAACUCGUGGAGGAAACGAUGCCACUUAUAAACGCCAUUUUGCGUUUUCGUUUCAUGUAAUCGUUGUGAUAUAUCGACAGGAAUUUCUUCCGGUUUCUCGGGGUAAAACAGCAUUGUAAAGAAACAAGAUAAAAAGAAAAAAAAGGUUGUUCAGAGACGCGUAAAAGGUGGAUCCAAUUGCCUCGACCGAAACCUCUCUCGAAAAAAAAAAAGCAAAGGACGAGCGUAACCAUUUCCCGAUAAUGGAAUAUAAGAUCCGACGAUAAAUGAACAUUCGACGCGUCCGAAUGCAGCGGAUACAUUCGGUCCAGGGGCGGAUUGAUAUGUAUAUAUGUACGAACUAAUUGCUUCUAAUUAUUUGAGGGCCGUGAAAAGUCAUUUUUACGUUUUUACAUAUAAAUUCUAUGUGAGAAACGUUAGCUUUCUCCAACUAAAUAAAAAAAACUAUUAAGAUAGACGAUUCCAAUUGUUUUUAUGUUGAACAUACGCAUACACUCACCGCACGCGCACUCAUACAGUCGCAUAUAUAUAUAUAUAUAUAUAUAUAUAUAUAUAUAUAUAUAUAUACGGGCAUACACAAAUACAGACAGACAUACACAGAUACACACCAGUCAACUCUUCUUCUUUUUCUACGAGAUAUACAAAAAUAAAUGAAUGAUCAAACAAGAGUUUCUCUCUCAGUUUUCAUUUUGCUUAUGUUGUUUUACACGACUUCCGAUCGAUCGAUCAAGUAAAUCGGCUCCGAGGUCCUUGGAGAUCCACCGUCCGCCUCUGGUUCGGUUCACGUUUCAUCCUUGUGUCGUUGCUAGAGAACAUCGAUUGUGUGUCGCGCACAAUUCUUCGCCUCGUGUGGCAUUUCUAUACUUUUAAGUAUGUGUGUAACAUACACGAAAAAGCUCUCGCGCCUACUAUUUCACAAGAGACAAACAGAAACACACAUACCGAUACGUAAAUGUGUACCACAACAAUACAUACUACAUGGCAAAACAAGUAACGAUUAUCGAUAUUAAAAACGUGUGUGUGUGUGUGGGUAAACGUGUCCCGACGUACUAUACGUUCGAUGUGUCCAUGUUUUCUGUCGUAUCGCGAACGAAAGCUAACCAAAGCGAAUAAUGAUGACGGUGACGGUGACGAUGACGACGAUGAUGAUGAUAAUGAUGAUGAUGAUGAUAAUGAUGGUGAUAAUGGCGAUAAUGAGAUCGACUCGCGCGGGACUCUGGAGUGAAUCGAUUGUUGCCGAGGUAGUCUUAAAAUAAUCGGACACUCGCCGAUUGUCCACUUACCGAUGCAAGAGAGAGACCAAACGAGUGAGAAUGAAACGACGAAGGGCUGCGAGAACAGGUCCUCGAGAGAGAGUCUUUGAAACGAUCAUAGGGAUGGGCCGGCUGAGCGGGACCGGGUACCUUUUACGUGCAGUGUCCUCUCCUUGUCGGAGAACUUCGACAAUCUCCACUCUACUAGAUUCGACUCGACUCGACUCGACUCGACUUGUUCCGGUUUUCUACGAUGAAUGGUCUCGUUUUCGCGCAGCAGGUCCAAAACGAUGUAUUUAUAUACGAUCCCAUCGUUUUCUCGCUGAACCAAUUAUCUCUCUCUCUAUUAAUUUCCCGCUGAUUCCGCCCAUUUCAAAUUCCGAAGCUAGAUCUUCUGUGACGCGUGAGCGACACACGCUUUAUCGACGUAAGUUCAAUACGAGAAUACCUUUGUUGCUGUAGCUCGCACCCGCGUUUGCAUCUUCCUGCGCCAUCGCCCUCCUUCUUUUCGAUUCGUCUGAAAUACUUUUCGGUACUGUUUCGUAACGGAUCGUUUUAUAAGUCAUAAUUACGCGUCUUUCAUUCCAAUUGCAAUUAUCGGUUCAUCGCGCGUAUCUCUUUCUCUUGUCACUUCCUGCCUCCAUGGCUAUCUCUUCUCUCUCUCUCUCUCUCUCUCUCUCUCUUUCUUUCUUUCUUUCUUUCUGUUUCUCUCUUUGGCCCUCACAUCUCUCUUUCCAUUCGUCGAACAAGCUAGCCUCUGCAUACCACUUCCACGUACCUAUCUCAUCCAUCGAAUCUCCCUAGUUUCCCCUUCCCAUCUUCCGUUGUUCUAUUUGUAUUUAUCAUCAAACAUCGUAAUUGUAAAUUAUAAUUAUUAUAAACGUUUACACGAAAUAAUAAAUUCUGAUAAAAUGUCUGAAAAAAAGAGAAAAAAAAGAACAAGAGAAACAACUAUAAUAACCUCGGUUGCCUUGCUUCCACGGCAUCGGCCGAGCCCUAAAGACGAGCGAGGGUCGCUGGGCUCCGGUGUGUCGAUUGCGGUAUUUACGGCAUUUGCGGGUGAGAAACGUGAGAAAGGUACCGGGUCCUGGGCGACGACAGCCAAAGUUCAAAAAGUCGUCGCGACGAUCAUGCUUUCGCGGACGAUCCUCGUAAUUGGCGGUACGAUAUUUAUGAUCGGGAGGGCUCGCUGUGAAACACGCUCGAGAUUACUCGGCCGUGGCUUUAAAUAUUCGUUUGAGACGCCGCGCUGGUUUUGCGAUACGAAUAACCGCUUUCUCGUCGUCCCCGUUGGAGGAAGACACGGCGUGGUCGGGACCGAUCGAAUCGGCUCGACGUAGAUCCGAGAGAAAGAGUGUCGCUCGAGGAGACACCCGCUGCAUGAGAAUGUUGCGGCGGACCUUAACGGGGUUGUCUACAUGUAUACAAAAAAGUUCUAUAUAGAUAUUAUACACGCGUAUGCGAAAAUUGUCGCGUAUGGUGCGUGCCUUUACGGAAUGAAAGGGCCUAUCUAUAUCUCUACCUAUCCACCUAUCCAUCUUUACCUACAGUGCUAUUAAUCGUGCUACGUUUUUUGCACAAUUUAUACGCGAAACUAGAGUACGAAGCCAUUCGCCGGAGUCUUGUAAAAAAAUGAAUUAACGUCGUUGAUGCUUCGCGCGGCCCGAAGCUUAACCGAACGAAAAAAACGAAACGCUGCACAGCUAGGCGGUACGAGAUCAACGGAAGAUUAGAGCUAACAUCCGGAGCACGGUUGAGAAUCGCGCGUUCACUACUUGAACUUGAAAGCGUUGUCGGCAGAAUCUCGCGUUGUCUUUCGUGCGACUUUCAUGCUACUUUAUCGUGUGCUACACAUAUAUACGUAUAUUUAUAUAUAUAUAAAAACUGAUUAUAUAUAUAUGUAUAUAUAUAUACCUAUCGUUCUGUCAUUCUCGAUCGAGUGUCGCCGUCGAUUGUUUCUCCACUGCACCAUUAAUAGCAGAAGACGCGUCAUCGUUGCAUCGUCCAUAUAACCGACACGCGCGAUCGUAAUCGUACCACGAUCGUUUGCUCCGCGUUAAGUGCGUACAUUUCGUUUGGUUUCUGCACCGAUUUCGCUUUAGACUGAAAUCGUGUUUCACCGAAUUCGUGAAUCAGUUGCGAAUUUCUGACGCAAAGCGUCGCGAUUGCGUAUGAAAUGAUGAAAUCGUGUAUCAUACUGAAAUCGGCAAUUAUACAUUUCUAUCCUAUUCUCCAGUGGCUUCCGUGUUCUCCUUUCUGUAGAACGCGCACGUUUCCGUCGACGACGGGAAACAGCUGUGAUAUACGGUUCGACCGAGAAUUUUCAUGGUUGUACGGCGAAACGAUGCCUGAUGAAAUUCUUCGGACGAACCCGGUUACCGUGCUAUAAUAAAACUCUCGACACUUGUGCACGCGCGGAGCGAACGCGAUGCGUCAUUCUCGGCACACGAAGGGUAAAACGACUCAAUUAUUACGGGAGACAAGAAACUUGAUCUUUACAAACCACUGUAUCUGUCCCACAUUGUGGCAUACGUUUCUAGAACAUUUUCCAGAUCGUCGCAUACGUUUCGUUGUCACCUUGAAAUGAACGAAAAAAAAAACGAACAAUAAUUCAAGAUCAACGCGUCGCACGAUUCUUAAUUUUAGCGUUACAUGUCUCGGAAUGUGUACAGUUAAUUAGACAGAAUUCCGAAUACCGUAAUUUGGGACACGAUGUCGAAUAGUUAUUCGAAACGAUCGAUGCAUCCUCUUUUUUUUUUAUUUUCUUCCUGUGAAAAUGGCCCGAAAUCGUGUUGACUCUCGGCGACGCUACCUUCUAGGAAUCGAAAUACCUACGGGACGACCGACACGUAGAUUCGAAGCUACCUUUCACGAUCGUUGCGUAAGAUGGAUCUAGAAGUUGUACGAAUUCUUUUGAAAAAGCUUCUUCUCGUUUCUUCGCGAUGUAGUUUGGAACGUGAGUACGUCGAGACAGAGCCGCAGUGAUUUCGAAUGGAAUUCUAGCAAAGCAAAAUGAUUUUCAUCAUUAUUCUCUUCUUCUUCUUCUACCUGUAUGUAUUCAUUUACACUGUUACUACCGCUAACUUUUAUCCCUGUUUUUUACAUGCUUGUAUGUCCAAGCGAUCGGAUUAGAAAUGACAAUUUUAAGUUAACAUGUAGGAAAGAGGAAUUGGAUGUGUAAGGAGGUCAAUUAAUAUUCUAUUUAUGUAUAUUAAAUACAUUUAUUGAUUAUUUGCUGA
Molecule: messenger RNA, 8220 nt
Organism: Megalopta genalis
Lineage: Eukaryota; Metazoa; Arthropoda; Insecta; Hymenoptera; Halictidae
Gene: 14-3-3zeta
Product: tyrosine 3-monooxygenase/tryptophan 5-monooxygenase activation protein zeta
Source: RefSeq, a predicted model, not a curated record